AGAGCAUCAUGAGGCUAGUAUUUUCCAUUACUUUAUUUUUGUGCGCGUGUGAAUUUGUGACAUGUGCCAAUAUUUUCGCUGUUAUACCCUCCCCAUUCUACAGCCACCAAGCUACGUUUAGGCCUUUAUGGCGGGAGCUGGCUAAGAAAGGCCACAAAAUCACACUAAUCACCACAGACUUGAUGGAAGCCAAUGAAAACAUCACUCAAAUAGAUUACCACGGUUGUUACGAAGUUUUCGAGAAGAACAGUUUCGGCAACUUACUCAAAAAAGGCCUUAAGGUCCUCGAUGCCCUCCUAAUGUUCAAGGAUUUGAUGAGGGCCACUCUAGACUACCAGUUUUCCCAACCCCAACUCGUGGAGAUGCUGAAAAACAACAGAACUUUCGAUCUUAUGAUGGUGGAGCUUGCACAACCUGGGUGGCCACUGCUCAGCUACAAAUUCAAGUGUCCCUACAUCGGUUUGACCAGUAUGGACACAUACUCAACACUCCACGCAGCAGUUGGUAACGCUGUUCAUCCUGCCAUAUAUCCUUCCGCAGACUUCGGUUUCCAAGAAGAACUCUCCUUCAAAGACAGACUUUUGAGCACAUUCUUGACUGUCUUGGGAGAGAUGGUGUUCAGAUUUUUCUUCACCCCUUUCACAGACAACUAUUUGAAGACUGUUAUUGGGGAUGAUUUGCCCACUAGCGAGGAGACAUUCAAGAACAUGAGUAUGCUGUUUGUUAAUGCGAAUCCCAUAUUUUUCCCGAUAAGACCAGUGACACCUGUCACUGUCAAUUUGGGAGGCGGUCUCCAUUUGACGCAUCAGAAGAAGCUACCAGAGGUGAGAUUUUUGAAGAAUAAAAUCUUAUGUUAUUUUAUGCCCUGAUAAGAAUCUGAAGGUAGAAUCAUAUUUGUUAGGUUUUUCUUUGAAAUCUAGUGUCAUGAUGAUUUCGUAGAUUUCAAGGUUUAAUGGUAUUCUACACAGAAUACAAUAUAUUUCAAGUAGUGAGAUAACCAAGGAAUGAAAAAUCGCUUACAGAUAUACGAAAUUAUAAUAUAAUGAUCACAAUUUAU
Messenger RNA from Coccinella septempunctata (seven-spotted ladybird), 1057 nucleotides. Its product is annotated as UDP-glycosyltransferase UGT4-like. The transcript has a single exon. Bases 9 to 869 code for a protein of 286 amino acids. NCBI's taxonomy places the organism in Eukaryota, Metazoa, Arthropoda, Insecta, Coleoptera, Coccinellidae. Gene Ontology annotation, molecular function: UDP-glycosyltransferase activity. The record is from RefSeq and is a predicted model, not a curated record.